AUGGGUGAGGAGGUGUGGGAAGAUGGUGUGGCUGCAGUGUCCCUGCAGCUUUGGCUCUGGCUGUGGCGUUGGGGUGAUUUGCAUGAUGGGGGCACCGUGGCCGUCACCUGCCCUGCUGACUGUCCUGUGUUUCCAUCCCCACUCCCAGGUUACGGACACGCUGCUCCAGGCACGGACGCGGGGAAGGCCUUCUGCAUGUUCUACGCGGUCCUGGGGAUCCCACUGACACUCGUCAUGUUCCAGAGCCUGGGCGAGCGCAUGAACACCUUCGUCAAGUACCUCUUGAAACGCAUCAAAAAGUGCUGUGGCAUGAGGAGCACCGAGGUCUCCAUGGAAAACAUGGUCACUGUGGGUUUCUUCUCCUGCAUGGGGACACUCUGCAUUGGAGCAGCGGCCUUUUCCCAGUACGAGGAAUGGAGCUUUUUCCACGCUUACUAUUACUGCUUUAUAACAUUGACUACGAUAGGGUUUGGAGACUAUGUGGCCCUGCAGACCAAAGGGGCCCUUCAAAAGAAGCCUCUCUACGUGGCUUUUAGCUUUAUGUACAUUCUAGUGGGGUUGACAGUCAUUGGGGCAUUUCUAAAUCUGGUUGUUCUCAGGUUCUUGACCAUGAACAGUGAGGAUGAGAGGAGGGAUGCUGAGGAACGGGCGUCCCUGGCAGGGAACCGCAACAGCAUGAUUAUCCACAUCCAAGAGGACUCCCAGCAUGGUCGGCCACGGUACAAGGCCGAAGUAACAGACCUUCAGUCAGUUUGUUCCUGCAUGUGUUACAGGUCCCACGAGUACACCAGCCGGGUGGUGUCCCACCAAAAUUCGUUCAGCUCGAAGCUGAACCCCCAGUACUUUCACUCCAUCUCUUACAAGAUAGAGGAGAUCUCGCCAAGCACAUUAAAAAACAGCCUUUUCCCAUCUCCUGUCAGCUCCAUCUCACCUGGGUUGCACAGCUUUACAGAUAACCACAGGCUGAUGAAACGGCGAAAGUCCAUUUAAAGGGAUUUGUCUUAUUUUGCUUUCCUUGUUUUUCCCAGUUCUCUGUUGUUUUGGGUUUUUGUUCCAUGAGUGAGACAGAGAGAGGCCAAAGGGAGUAGAGCAAGCCAGUCCUCCUCUGAGACUCAGCUCUUCAGCAUGAAGCAUGGAUUAUUACUGUUCCAGCAAAGUAUGCCUUACAUUACCCCCUUGGUGGAUGUCAGAGGAUUCAAGGUGACGUGAAGUGGGUACCAAAUCCAAAGUUGCACACACAGCUGGGAGCCUUCAUGUGCCACUGGCACUCCUGACCUAACAAACUUUUUCCUCACGAGCAGGUUGCAGUGUGUGUGCGUGUGCCUGUGUGAGUGUCGGGUGCGUGUGCGUGUGUGCGCGCGUGCAAUUCCACAACCAGUGCCAUGUGACAAAAAUUAAAGCAUCAGGUAUUAUUUUUUCUUUUGCCCUUGAAGCAAUUGUGCUCCAGCCUGCUUUUUUAGAUUGCUUCCAAAAGGAACGGGGAGGGUGGGAGGGGAGCCAAUUUGUUUUGUUUGUUUUUUUUUGUUUUUUUUGCCAAGACAAGCAUGCGCCAUUAGCAGUCAAUAUACCAGGUGUAUCAUGGUAAAUUUUUUAAUGCUAGAUUUUAGAUUGUAUUAACAUUAAAAAAAAGGCAGGAGAAGAUGGAUCAUUUUAGCUUGCCAGUUCAAAAUUAAAAAAAAAAAAUAAAGCAUGCACUUUGUAAAACUGGUAUGCAUAAUAAAAACACAAGAAAAACUAGCAAUGGAAUUAAUAAUCAAAAGCAAAUAAUCAUAUUAAUUUAACUAUAUUUAAUUUUAUAAUUUUCAACUGUUCCAACAAUU
Molecule: messenger RNA, 1820 nt
Organism: Prinia subflava (tawny-flanked prinia)
Lineage: Eukaryota; Metazoa; Chordata; Aves; Passeriformes; Cisticolidae
Gene: KCNK9
Product: potassium two pore domain channel subfamily K member 9
Exons: 1
Coding region: 1-990 (329 amino acids)
Biological process (GO): stabilization of membrane potential; potassium ion transmembrane transport
Cellular component (GO): plasma membrane
Molecular function (GO): outward rectifier potassium channel activity; potassium ion leak channel activity
Source: RefSeq, a predicted model, not a curated record